Messenger RNA from Scutellospora calospora, 771 nucleotides. The record is from the annotation of a GenBank genome assembly. NCBI's taxonomy places the organism in Eukaryota, Fungi, Glomeromycota, Glomeromycetes, Diversisporales, Gigasporaceae.
AUGAAAGAUCACCAAGAAACUAGUAAUGAGGAAAACAAGGUCGUUAGUGCACAUGAUAAAUCAAGUAAAUCUCAAGAAUCUAUUCUUACCUACCAACAAAGUUCAUUACAAUUACAAUUACAAACUUUAAUACAUAAAACCAUUUUACCUUCUCAGUGUAAACAUAAUUUCUACAACAUAAUACAUGCUCAAUUACGUCAAAUAACUAUUUAUCAUAUUUCUAUUUGUUUUAAUAAGAUGAAAUAUGAAGUUAUUAUUCCAUAUGAAGAAAUUAGUAAAAUUGAACCUUUAAAUUUUGGAAAAUUGGUCUUAAAAUUUCGACAUCGUUUCGAAAGAAAGAAAAAACAAAUUGCCAUAUUUCAGAAAUUUCAACAAUCACCCGAAGUAAUGAUUAAACAAUUUGGUCCUAAAGAUGGUAAUUGUACUCAAGUCACUAAACAAUUAAAUAAUAUUAUAACGACACCCUCUGAACUAACAUUAACUGAGGUAUAUGUCACAUGUAUCUUUGCAACCGAAAAGCGAGCCAUUUUUUACCCCGUUAAAGGAACAUUCUACCACUUCCGAUUGUACAUAUUGAAAAGAUUUAAUAAUAAACGAUGGAAUAAAACAUGGUUUAGAAAUAGGCGUGGUUGUUGGGGUAAAUUGAAAGAUGAAGAUGAUUGGAAUUUGGCAAAAUCCGAAAGUCAAUGUGGAAAAAUGGAAAGAGAUCUACUUUAUGCUUUUGUUGCUAUUCAGAAUAUAAUGUUCUUUUUCGCCACUUUUACAUAUUGA